Messenger RNA from Populus nigra (black poplar), 3564 nucleotides. Its product is annotated as probable copper-transporting ATPase HMA5. The transcript is spliced from 6 exons. Bases 407 to 3370 code for a protein of 987 amino acids. Gene Ontology annotation, molecular function: copper ion binding; ATP binding; ATP hydrolysis activity. Gene Ontology annotation, cellular component: membrane. Gene Ontology annotation, biological process: monoatomic cation transport. The record is from RefSeq and is a predicted model, not a curated record. Lineage: Eukaryota; Viridiplantae; Streptophyta; Magnoliopsida; Malpighiales; Salicaceae.
GAAAAGUCAUGAGCUGAUUCUUGUUCUAUUUUUUUUAUUUACUUUAAAUUAUUUGUUUUAGAUGUUUUCAUAUUAUUUUUAAAUAUAUAAAAUUUAUAUUUUAAAAAAUAUUUUUAGGUUUCAAUGUGUUUUAGGAAACACAAAAGGCCAAACAAGCUAUAUGUAUAUAUGUUUAUAUACACACGCCAUAAUUUUUUGCAGUCAAACAAAUCAUCCAAUCACCGCCGUUAGAUUCUCAACUGGUUGCUGUCGGCAAAUUAAAUUUCCCCGAUCUCCCCUAUAAAUAGUCUCCUCCAUUACAGAAAUCCUCUUUCUUAAGAUUAAUUUCAAACACAACAACAUCUCCUAUAUUUAUAUCUACUUGUGCAGGUUGAAAGAACGAACGUAUACAUAAACACUUUAUUUCAUGGCAACCAAAUUCUUGGCAUUAGCAUGCAUUCGCAAAGAGAGUACCUAUGGGGAUUUAUCACCAAGGCCAAGGUAUCCUUCGAUGCCGAAGUACCCGAAAGGGGUUUCAGUUCGAGAAACGAACGUGGAAGGAUCAGAGGCAAAGGCAGUGUUUUCUGUGAUGGGAAUGACAUGUUCUGCUUGUGCUGGAUCGGUUGAGAAAGCUGUCAAGAGGCUUCCUGGGAUUAGAGAGGCUGUUGUUGAUGUCAUGAAUAACAAGGCUCAAGUUCUGUUCUACCCCAGUUUCGUUAACGAAGAGACCAUUCGUGAGACUAUUGAAGAUGCUGGAUUUGAGGCUACAUUGAUUCAAGAAGGGACCAGUGAUAGAUCCACUCAAGUAUGCCGAAUUCGUAUUAAUGGAAUGACUUGCACUUCUUGCUCCUCUACUGUUGAACAAGCUUUGCAAGCAAUUCCAGGUGUGCAGAAAGCUCAAGUAGCCUUAGCAACUGAAGAAGCAGAAGUUCAUUAUGAUCCAAAUAUCCUGAGCUACAAUCAGAUAUUAGAAGCAAUAAACGAGACAGGAUUUGAAGCCAUACUACUUAGUACUGGCGUAGACAUGAGCAAGAUAGGGCUCAAAAUUGAUGGAGUAAGAACACAGAAUUCAAUGAGAAUAAUUGAAAAUUCUCUUCAAGCUCUCCCUGGUGUUCAAAGUGUAGACAUAGAUCCUGAAGUCAACAAAAUUUCCCUUUCUUACAAACCGGAUGUAACGGGUCCCAGAAAUUUUAUCAAUGUGAUUGAAUCAACUGGGACGUCAGGGCGAUUCAAGGCAACGAUAUUUCCUGAAGGAGGAGGAAGAGAAAGCCAUAGACAAGAGGAAAUUAAACAAUAUUACCGAUCUUUCCUAUGGAGUUUGGUUUUCACAGUUCCUGUGUUUUUAAUAUCCAUGAUUUUUAUGUACAUUCCUGGAAUUAAGCAUGCAUUAGACACCAAAAUAGUCAAUAUGCUGUCUAUAGGAGCAAUCUUGAGGUGGGUGCUAUCUACUCCAGUUCAGUUCAUCAUAGGCCGUCGAUUUUAUACAGGUUCUUAUAAAGCUUUGAGGAACGGUUCUCCUAACAUGGAUGUGUUGAUCGCCUUAGGAACAAAUGCAGCCUACUUUUAUUCAGUCUAUUCGGUGUUGAGAUCCGCUACCUCUCCAAGUUUUGAGUCCACAGAUUUCUUUGAGACUAGCUCAAUGCUUAUCUCAUUCAUUCUUCUCGGGAAGUAUCUUGAGGUUCUGACUAAGGGAAAGACAUCCGAAGCCAUUGCCAAGCUUAUGGACUUGGCACCCGGCACUGCAAUAUUGUUGACUUUGGAUGAUCAAGGAAAUGUGGUCCGCGAAGAAGAAAUUGAUAGUCGGUUGAUACAAAGGAAUGAUGUAAUUAAAAUCAUACCUGGUGCCAAAAUAGCUUCAGAUGGUUUUGUUAUUUGGGGGCAGAGUCACGUGAAUGAGAGCAUGAUAACAGGAGAAGCACGGCCAGUUGCAAAGAGGAAAGGUGACACAGUGAUUGGAGGGACUGUGAAUGAGAAUGGGGUGUUGCAUAUUAAGGCAACGAGGGUUGGAUCGGAGAGUGCUCUUUCACAGAUUGUUCGACUUGUUGAGUCAGCUCAGAUGGCUAAAGCUCCUGUCCAGAAGUUUGCUGAUCGUAUCUCCAGAUACUUUGUUCCUCUUGUCAUUAUUCUUUCCUUUGCAACCUGGCUUGCGUGGUUUUUAGCUGGAAAGUUCCAUGGAUAUCCAGGCUCUUGGAUACCAAAGUCCAUGGAUAGCUUUCAGCUUGCUCUCCAAUUCGGAAUCUCUGUUAUGGUCAUAGCCUGCCCUUGCGCUCUUGGAUUAGCAACUCCAACUGCUGUCAUGGUUGGUACUGGAGUCGGUGCAUCUCAAGGUGUUCUAAUCAAAGGUGGCCAAGCGUUAGAAAGUGCACAUAAGGUGAAUUGCAUUGUCUUUGACAAGACAGGAACUCUUACGAUUGGAAAGCCUGUGGUUGUUAGCACAAGACUCUUGAAAAAUUUGGCACUGAGGGAUUUUUAUGAGCUCGUAGCUGCAGCUGAGGUAAACAGUGAGCACCCGUUGGCCAAGGCCAUUGUAGAGUAUGCCAAGAAAUUCAGAGAAGAUGAAGAGAGCCCUAAGUGGCCAGAAGCACAAGAUUUUGAGUCCAUUACCGGACACGGAGUGAAGGCUAUCGUCAGAAACAAGGAAGUGAUGGUGGGAAAUAAAAGUUUGAUGUUGGAAAACAACAUCCCCAUUUCAAUUGAAGCAGAAGAGAUCCUCGCAGAAACUGAAGGGAUGGCUCAAACUGGGAUUUUAGUAUCUAUUGAUAGGGAAGUGACCGGAGUUCUAGCAAUAUCAGAUCCAUUGAAACCGGGUGCUCAUGAAGUCAUUUCCAUUCUCAAGUCCAUGAAAGUUAGGAGCAUCAUGGUGACAGGUGACAACUGGGGAACUGCAAAUUCCAUUGCCAGGGAAGUUGGGAUUGAAACUGUUAUUGCAGAAGCUAAGCCUGAGCAUAAAGCUGAGAAAGUGAAGGAAUUACAGGCUGCAGGCUAUACAGUGGCAAUGGUAGGUGAUGGUAUAAAUGAUUCACCAGCACUUGUAGCCGCAGAUGUUGGUAUGGCAAUUGGUGCAGGCACAGAUAUUGCUAUAGAGGCAGCUGAUAUAGUUCUAAUGAAGAGUAACCUGGAGGAUGUGAUUACUGCCAUAGACCUCUCCCGGAAAACCUUCUUCCGAAUUCGCCUGAACUACAUUUGGGCUUUGGGCUAUAAUCUCCUGGGCAUUCCAAUAGCUGCCGGGGCCCUUUUUCCAGGCACUGGAUUUCGCUUACCACCCUGGAUUGCUGGUGCUGCAAUGGCAGCCUCUUCAGUCAGCGUUGUUGUGUGCUCACUAUUGUUGAAGAAUUAUAAAAGGCCCAAGAAGCUGGAAAAUCUAGAUAUCGGUGGAAUAAUGAUCGAGUGAUCAAUAAUUACAAUGGUUUUGAUUCAGUUUUUUUUUUUUUCCUGUGAAGGAGUGGAAUUUGCCUUGUGAUAAACUUAAGCAUGUGUUCCUUGAGCAGUGCAGAUAGUCUGUACAAAGUUGUUGAUGCUUGUUAUUUUUUUUUCCUGUAUAAAUACAUUUGCUAGUGGUAACAUGCACCAUCGAUUCUUCUUAAA